This is a messenger RNA of Cuscuta campestris, 1023 nucleotides long. NCBI's taxonomy places the organism in Eukaryota, Viridiplantae, Streptophyta, Magnoliopsida, Solanales, Convolvulaceae. The record is from the annotation of a GenBank genome assembly.
ACUCAUCAUGAGAAGGUGUAGUUGUGUUUUGAACGGAGGAAGAGGGAAUCUCGUCCGACAUGUCCAAAUCCCCUGCGGCGUAAAACCGGCGGGAUAUUAUGUGGGUCGAAGUGAUCUGCAGCUUCGCCAUUUUCCGAUUACUGAAACGAUUCUUCCGUGAAGAGAACGACGUUCGCGAAGACGAAACAAGUUAUGCCAACGCGCUUUUCUCCGUCACCCGGCAGCUGGAGAAGAUCUAUGGCGGUAAGGCAUUCGUCGGGCUCCUAAUUCCGGAUGUCGAUUCUGGAUCUCGGCGGAGUAUUGAUAUUGUUCUUCUUACUCGCCGGUACAUUUCUCUCUCUUCCCCUAUUUCACUUAAUUUCACAUUCGUCAUCUGCGACUGACAAUUUUAUCACCUAAAUGAUAAAUGUAGACUAAAAUUUUAACAACUGGACCUAAGUGUUAUAGAUGCACAGUGGAUUUUUAUUCAACUAUUGAUAUAAGGGCUAGCAUACCAGUCCAUGCCUUUUAUUUAAGUUGCAGAUCCUGUAAAUUAGUGUCCUGCCUUAGAAUUGUCUUGGCAAAUGAAGAUAUACUUGAUGGAGUAAGUGAACCGGGAAAACAUUCUUUCAUUACCAUGCCGUACUGAGGUCUAGAACGAAACCAUAAAUAGCAAUCACUCUGAGAAGUAGAUGAGAUACAAAGGCUCAAAGAGGCCACUGGAGCUAAUAACAGAAGAAAACUGAAGACACUUCGUUUCAAUGUUAAAAUAGACUUCCAACGACAGUUAGCCGCGCUUCUGCAUCUUGACCAAGAACUUCUCCACAUCAAAGCAUCCUCUUAAGGAGCUGCCCGUAACCAUAAAAAAAUGAGGUACAUAACCCCAACCCCCUUAUAUAGCCUAAACUAAUACAAUGCAUGUUAUUUCUUUUCUGGUUUGUGUAUUACAUGUACUAAUUUACUGCCACCAUGGCACCAUGUACGUUUUAGCUUUGUACAGCUAUAUAUGUUACUCUACAGCCAUCUACAGUGGAUAGAUACCCC